Molecule: messenger RNA, 6607 nt
Organism: Symphalangus syndactylus (siamang)
Lineage: Eukaryota; Metazoa; Chordata; Mammalia; Primates; Hylobatidae
Gene: C17H3orf80
Product: chromosome 17 C3orf80 homolog
Source: RefSeq, a predicted model, not a curated record
GAUCCACGGUUGAAUCUUGUCUGCAUAUUGUUCUUUUGCUUUUACUUUUUUUCUUUCUGUGACUAUGGAAUUUUCCCUUUGGUUUCUCUUCAAGGAGUCCUCGUGUUUAAGGGGUGAGGAAAUGAUUGUCUACUGCAGUCUGCCUUAAUAAAAGUGGCAAGCUCUUGGCUUCCCCGUGGUGUGGCUCUAUCCACCACGGGGGUAGAGCUUAACUACACCAUGUAGAUGUGCCUGCCGGUCAGGGACUGCGGUAACUGUCGCCCCUUACGUGUGCUGUGUGCGCUAACGAACUUCCCCAGAGAAUGGUGACAACCAAGGCAAGGUAAACCCUGUUCCAUGCUAAGUGGGAGCGCAGACUUCCUUUAAAGUCAAACUUUGCGAACAAGAAUAAUCUUGAAAAAGACCCUUUAGGCGCAGAUCAAUGCUCAAGAACGUUGCCAAUCGCUUGCAACCUCCUUAGACAUUUCACGGAUGUGUUAUUUAUGCUCAAGGAGGGGUCUCCUUUCAUCCCCGCAACCCAAAUCUUUGCUCUGCGCUUCGGACAGUGGGGGCUUGUCGGAUGAGCCACUGGGAAAAUAUGCGUCCCCUCACUUCUCCUUAAUCAACUAAGGUCACCUUGACAGUGCGCUUCCCUGUCCCUCUGGGGCUACCUCUGUGGUGCCCUGACCUGCCCCUCUACGAGAAAUUCUCUACCUGUUCUGGAGGUUUCCUGGGAAUUCCGGGUUCCCAGCUCCCUGGACCUGCCUGCAAGCAGAAUUAUCCGCCGGUCCCCACCCCCCACCCCCCACCUCCAAACUCUGGGACAGCAGUGGGUACUGCACUAGCCAUUAAUGGCCAUCAUCUAUUUUUAAUCGGAAGAUCACAAGAAAGAUGGUAAGCGAAUCCCAGUCGCAAGUCAAUUUAAAUAACAUUCCUGGGGAAAUCCAAUCACUUAAAACCGAGACACCUACGCGAGCGAGAGCCCCCGCCCGCCUGGUGGGCCUAAGCGCGAAGGUUGAAUUAAUCAAGAUCAAGGGGCUCCCGGGCUGAGAGCAGAGCGUUAACUCUCCCAGUCCCAGAGAGCGACAAGGCGGGGGAGGAAAAACGCGGCCGGCCGGGGCCAAGAUGCCCACGGCAGCCCCGCGCGGGCUGCCUCUGCCAUUAGGGAGACUCCGGACGCCUUGCACCCGGCCGGGGCAGUUGGGUGCGAAAGGUUAAGGUCAGAAGCUCGGGAAGCUGCUUGGGCCGCGAGUAGCAGCCGCCUCCCGCAGCCUCCGCGCGCCGCGGGCUCCUCCUCCCGCCCAAGCGUGGCCAAGUGAGGACUGCUCCGGCCGCAGGUAGCUGAGGCGCGGGAGGCGGCGCGCGCGGGACCCGAGUGGAGCGCCGGGGAGGGGCCGACGGACGCGCGGGCGGACGGACUCCCCAGCCUCCGGUCCCGGACGUUAGGCGAGGUCUGCGCGGGCCAUGUGGGGACCCGGGGUCACUGCUGAGGGCCUGUCGGUGGCUCCGGCGCCGCCGCCUCUGCUGCCGCUGCUGCUACUGCUGGCGCUGGCGCUGGUGGCGCCCUCGCGGGGCGGCGGGGGCUGCGCGGAGCUGGCGUGCGGCGAGCGGGAGCGCUGCUGCGACGCGACCAACGCCACGGCGGUGCGCUGCUGCAAGCUACCGCUGCACGCCUUCCUGGACAACGUGGGCUGGUUCGUCCGCAAGCUCUCCGGGCUGCUCAUCCUGCUGGUGCUCUUCGCCAUCGGCUAUUUCCUGCAGCGCAUCAUCUGCCCCAGUCCACGCAGGUACCCGCGCGGCCAGGCGCGCCCGGGACAGCGGCCCGGGCCUCCGGGGGACGCCGGACCGCUGGGGGGCGCGGGGCCGCCCGACGACGACGACGACUCGCCCGCUCUGCUGCGCGACGAGGCGGCAGCCGGCUCGCAGGACUCACUGCUGGACAGUGGCGGCGGCGGCCGGGGCCGGGGAGGCGGCGGGCGCUCGGACCCCUCCUGCGCCUCAGAGCACGAGCUGCGUGUAGUGUCGCCGGUCUUCCUGCAGCUGCCCAGCUACGAGGAGGUCAAGUAUCUGCCCACCUACGAGGAGUCCAUGCGGCUGCAGCAGCUCAGCCCCGGGGAGGUCGUGCUGCCAGUGUCGGUGCUCGGCCGCCCGCGAGGCGGGGUCGCCGCGGAGCCCGACGGCGGCGAGGGCCGCUUCCCCCUUAUCUGAGCGCUCGGGGAUCGGCGGCUGGUGCAGGGCUGGGGGCUGUGGGUGGCAAGCAACGGCCGGGGUGCCGCCGCCAACUGCCUCAGACCUUAUCUGGCACCCUGGCCUAACUGCCCGGCACCCCGCGACUGGGUUGGGGUCACUCGUCUCCCUCGCGUUCUCCUGGGAUCUUAUGUUUCUCUGCGUUACAUUCCGUUCAAAGAAACGUGGGGCACGCGCGGCGGGUGCGGCUGCAGCAGGCGACCCUCCACCGCACCUUCGAAGGACGUCCCUGCCCUCUGCCUUGCCUCGUAUUGUGAUUCACUAGUAAGUGCCUGCUUCCCGAGUCAAAGAGAACACGUGAGCCCUUUGGUGCGUCGAGAGAAGGGCGGUCUUCUUUAGGGCUGAAGAGAAAGGAGCGCAGUUCCACUCCUUUCCCUACCUGCCGCCUGGACAGGUCUCCCAGGGUGGGCAGAGGGCGAGGAGCCGUUGAGGACCAGCCGCGACCGGGGACUGCUGCAUGUGGGUGUGGGAGAGCGCCACUCGGUUAUGAUGAAAUCGCUCCCAUGGGGCAGGCCCCCCAAAAUCCCUCGGUGUCUUCCUGAUCGAGCAAAUAGUCACAGCUGGUGUUUCACAAUUAGGUGGAGUGCGGGGAGUGGGCUAGGGGGGACACCGGUGAUACAAGGUUAGCUGCUGUACCUACUCAGGGCACAGCAACCAUGUAUAUCCAUUCGGCUGGACUUUUGAUUGUUCAAUAACUGAGAAGGUAUUUAUAUUUAUUUGUCUUUUAUUCUAAUAUUUUUACCAUGCAUUGAACGCAACAGGAGGGUAUUUCAGCAAAUUCACGACAAGGUAAUCGUCUUAUCACUUUUUGUACGCCAUUAAUAGUCAGGAAAUUGCCCAUACUCUGUCAUUUUUGUUUAAUAGUUUAUUAAAUUAUUUCAUUAAAGAAGAAAAACAAGUAUGGUCAAACGAGGAAGCAUAUGUGACGUAAAAAACAUGAAGGAUAUCUUAUUUUCACUAUUUGAGAAGAAUAUAUUUUAUUUUUAGUACUGUGGCAUAAUAUAUAACUUUUUAUAAUAAUAACUGUAUGCAUUAUGUAGUAUAGCUCUUAAUUGUAUCAUUCAUCACAUAGUUAUAUGUAAAAAUAAUUGACAUGUAUAUGCCAUACCAUGAAGCAUAUGAUGUGCACUUUCUCCUCCAUUUUUCAUUUGGAAUACAUUCCACAACAUGAUCCAAAACAUAAGAACUUAUGACUUGUAACUUUUGUUUAAAGCCAUUAAUUGUGCAGUAAUGUGCUACAGAAGGAGUCAAUCAGCUUCUCUUAAGAAACAAGUGUAAUUGUAUCAGUUUCCUGUUCUGUGACACGCCCUUUAAAAGUAAAAGAUAAUAUAACAUAUUUUAAUACAUUGUGUGUAAUGUACAUAUGCAUAUUGUCUAUGUACUAUAUACACAUUGUUUAUAAUAUUGUUAUUACAGUUUGUCAUUCGCCUGAAAGGAGAAGGAAAAAUAUGAAAGGUUUCUCUGCUUGGGAAAAGGUGAAUGUUGUUAUUAUCAAGAACGAUUACACACAUGGAUCUCAUACAUGUUUUUAGAACAUUGUUCUUCUCAUUGAAGAAGUCUGACACUCCUGAAAAAUCUUAAAAUAUCCGACUUGUAUUGAAGAAAAUUAUUUGAUUAAACUUUUAAAGGCUGGUUGAAAAAGUCUGACAGUUCUGAGAAUUUUUUAAAUGUCUGAAUUGUAAUAAAAGAAAAUGGUUUACUUUAAACUUCUAAAAACUAAUGACCUUGUGACUAAAGAAAAAUCAUUUGAAGUGUAUUAAAAAAUAGCAAAACAUUAAAAUCUUUUCUCUGUGCAAAUUUUAUCAGAUGUGUUGCUAUAUGCUAGUGUAUCAAAAUAUGAAAUAUGUCUAUUUGUCAUUUAAAGCAAUUUGAGCUGUGAAUUGACAAAAGUAUCAGGAGUUGAGACUAUAUCAGUUGAGAAUGGUACAAAAUUUAAUUACAUUAUAUAGAUAAUCACAUAUUAAUGUUACUCAAAUACUGUAUAUUUUUGUUGUAUGUGGCUAUCAAUACUACUCACCAUUCAAACAAACUGGAAAGUUGCCAUAUUUUAAAAAAUAAUUAUUCUUUGAGGUUACAUUGUUUUACACAUUUCACAAAUGUUACCUGUAUCUGAAACAUCAACCUAAAUAUCCAAAUACCUGUGCCAGUAUAUGAAGCAUAGUCUAUAUGUUGUUACCAUAACAUCUUAAAGAAAUUCAACAAAAUCCUAUGAAAAAUACUUACAAUAUGGAUCAAGUAUAUUUCUCUUUUAUCAACUAUGGAACAUUUCUUUCCAUAAAAUCUAGAAUGUCUACAAAGUGGUAAUUACACUUGAUACCAAUCACACAAUGAAGUUCUACUGAAUUUUAAAAUGACAAGUUUUCACCUGUUUUUUAUCUGCCCAGCCCACAGGCUUUUAUUCACAUCCCUCAGUUCAAUAGAAAUGAGUUUGACUCUACUGUGGGGUUUUUUUUCUUGCAAUCCAUUGAUUUACCAAGGGCAAUUUUGUUCAGGCAUAAUUUUGUGGAAAAAUUCUUUAAAACAGUAUUUUAUUAAAUGAGCAUGUCUCAUGGUAAUAUAUAUACAUAUAACAGACCAUAUUAACACACACAGAACCUGUGUGUUCAUACCACUGGAUUGCCUGGAUAGAAACAUUUUUAAAGCAGUAAAGGCAGUAUCUGGGUGUUUUAUAGAUUUCACUUGGAAAUUAUUAUAUAGACAGAACCUAUUAUAUAUAAUUGCAUGUGUUUAUUAAUAUAGAAAAUAGUUAUCCUGUUACCUGAAAAAACACAAAGAAAUGAUUUUACUUGUUUUUAAUAUUUUGUAGUAAAAGUGGAAGAUAGAACAUUGUGUUCUUUAUAUGUAGAAUAAUACACUAUUAACUUAUGGCAUGACAUAUUAAUGGAAUUAAUAUGGAACAUUAAUUUUAUGGUAUAUAUAUCUUCUUUUUUUUUUUUUUGAGAAAAGAGCUCACUUUGUUGUCCAGGCUGAAGUGCAGUGGCAUGAUCACCGCUCACUGCAGCCUUGACCUUCUGGGCUCAAGGGAUCCUCCUGCCUCAGCCUCUUGCGUGGCUGGGACUACAGGUGCACACCACCACACCCAGCUAAUUUUUGUAUUUUUUUGUAGAGAUGGGGUUUCGCCAUGUUGCCCAGGCUGGUCUCCUUUUCCUGGGCUCAAGUGAUCUGCCUGCCUUGGCCUCCCAAAGCUCUGGGAUUAUAGGCGUGAGCCAUCAUGGCCAGCCUGUGGCAUAUGUAUCUUAACCCACCUGGGCAUGCAGUGUUUUCCAGUACCAAGUGAGCUUUUGCUCCAGGUUUUCAGUUAUCAAAGUAAUUUGAAUACUAAAACAUUUUAAGCACAUUUUAUUUCACUGACUUCUCGUGAGUAGGGAAAUAAUGGUCCUGCAUAUUGUAAUCCAUCUGGAAUGCAAAAAACAUGAUUGAUUUUCUAAAUUUAGGUGCUAGAUAUAUAAAUAUGUAUAUUGUAUAUGUACAGUUGGCUCUCCUGUAUCUGUGGGUUCUGCAUCUGCAGAUGCAACCAACUGCAGGUAGAAAAUGUAUUUUUUUAAUUUUUUGAAAAUAUUUUUAAGAAAGAAAAUAUUUAAAACUGCAAAUUAAUACGUUAUAGCAACUAUUUACAUAACAUUUAUAUUGUAUUAAGUGUUAUAAGUCAUCUAGAGGAGAUGUAAAGUAUAUGGGAGGAUAUGCAUAGGUUAUAUGCAAAUACUACCCACUUUAUAUCAGGGAGUUGAUUUUGACCUUUGCAGGGGGUCCUAAAACCAAUCUCUAUGGAUACCUGGGGAUGGCUGUAGAGUGUGUGUGUGUGUGUGUGUGUGUGUGUGUGUGUGUAAUCACCAGUUGCUUACAAGCAAUUUGUUAUGGGUGUUCAAUAUCAUAACCAAGGGGAAAAUGUCUUCUUGAGAUAGAAUGAUAGUUUUAAGAGGCCAUUAAUUGCUACAUUCUGCAAAUGUGAGUGUGCUUCAACCAUGGAAAAUGGCAUUGGCGAUUAUGUCAAAGGGCAUGAAAUGUACUCUAUAAGGAAAACAAGAUUCAAUUGUAAAGGCCAGAGGGAAUAUUAAGGAAAUGGACUCAGUUAACAAUUUGAAAGGCAAUAUGCUAAGUACCUUAAUCUUGUACUUUUUGUAUACAGUUUCUCUCAAGUGGAAUUAAUAAAGGAAACAAUUCAAAGCUGAAACUCAUAUAAACAUGAAUACGAUGUCUAGAUUUAUACAAUAUUCUGAUCUGACUUUUACUUAAAAUCUUAUGAAUUGUAAUUAAUUUGGGUUUCCAGCUUGAGAGAAAUAAUGAUGUAUGUUGAGUUUUAUUUUGAGCAACAAGCAUUAACCAUCUCUUCAAAAGUGUAAGUUUCCUAAACUGAUCAAUAAUAGAAUAUUUGCCAAGUUCA